Molecule: messenger RNA, 1722 nt
Organism: Microdochium trichocladiopsis
Lineage: Eukaryota; Fungi; Ascomycota; Sordariomycetes; Xylariales; Microdochiaceae
Product: 1-pyrroline-5-carboxylate dehydrogenase
Exons: 4
Coding region: 1-1722 (573 amino acids)
Cellular component (GO): mitochondrial matrix
Molecular function (GO): L-glutamate gamma-semialdehyde dehydrogenase (NAD+) activity
Source: RefSeq, a predicted model, not a curated record
AUGUCGAUCCUGGGGACCUUCAAACUGCCGGCCCUGGUCAACGAGCCGUUUACGCAAUAUGGUCCAGGAUCACGCGACCGAGCCCAGCUGGAGCAGACGGUAGAAGACCUCAAGAAGAGGCCAGCUCAAAAGGUCUACCCCAAUGUCGACGGCAAGGAUGUCGAGACGGGCGACGUUGCACAGCAGUCUAGCCCUUUCGACCACAAGCUCUGCCUCGCCGAGUACCACCAAGCCGAUGCCGCGCUCGUACAAAAGGCCAUUGACGGCGCCCUCGCGGCCAAGCGCAAAUGGGUGGCCAUGCCGCUACACGACCGCGCCGCCAUCUUCUACCGCGCAGCGGCACUGAUCCAGGGCCCGUACCGCGACGAGAUGAUGGCGGCGACGAUGCUGGGCCAGGGCAAGAACCCGUACCAGGCCGACAUCGACUGCGUGGCCGAGUCGAUCGACUUCCUCAAGACGUUCCCCGCCCUGGCCGAGGGCCUGUAUCAGAACCAGCCCCCCUUCAACGCCUCGGGCGUGUGGAACCGCUCCGAGGUGCGGCCCCUCGACGGCUUCGUCUACGCCGUGUCGCCCUUCAACUUCACCGCCCUCGCAGUCAACCUGGUCCUGGCGCCCCUGAUCGUCGGCAACGUCGUCGUCUGGAAGCCCAGCCCGGGCGCCAUCCUGUCGAGCUGGCUCUUCAACAAGAUCAUGAUCGAGGCCGGGCUGCCGGCCGGCGUCGUGCAGUUCGUGCCCGGCGAGGCCGCGCCCGUCACCGAUGCCGCGCUGUCGAGCCGCCACUUCAGCGCGCUGCACUUUACGGGCAGCACCGACGUGUUCCGCUCGCUGUGGUCCAAGAUCGCCGCGCAGGUCGGCAGCUUCACGUCCUACCCGCGCAUGGUCGGCGAGACGUCGGGCAAGAACUUCCACCUGCUGCACCCGUCGACGCGGGACGUCCGCAGCGCCGCGUACAAGACGAUCCGCGCCGCGUUCGAGUACCAGGGCCAGAAGUGCAGCGCCUGCUCGAGGGUGUACGUCCCACAGUCGCUGGCCGGCGAGUUCCUGCAGGCCAUGGUGGACAAGACCAAGACGUUAAGCAUGGGCGACAAGAUGACGGACUUCUGUGGGCCAGUCAUCAACAGGCAGGCCUUUGACAGGAUCAAGGCCAUCCUCGACGAGGCCAAGGCGGACGCGUCCGUCUCUGUUCUUGAGGGUGGCCAGUGUGAUGACUCGACAGGCUUUUACAUUGUGAGUGGUUCAUCACCGCGAGCACCCUUUAUCUCUUCCUACCCAGUCAAAGGCCCUUCUCAAGUUUUCCGCCGAUUGCUGACCGCUAAGCAUUCAGAGACCGACCAUUCUUCGAGUAAACGAGCCGCAGUCCAAGUACAUGAAGGCGGAAAUAUUUGGGCCCGUGGUGGCCGUGACAGCGCGUACGGCCUGGACUUCCUCCAAAUGGUCAACGACACGUCCGAGUUCGCCCUCACCGGCGCGUUCUUCGCGACCGACCGGAACGCCAUCGUCGAGGCCACCGAGGAGCUCCGCUUCGCCGCGGGUAACUUUUACAUCAACGACCAAUGUACUGGGGCGAUGCCGGGACACCAGCCCUUUGGCGGCUCCCGGGCCAGCGGGACCAACGACAAGGCCGGCACGGCGACUUUGCUGCAGCGGUUCGUGUCGUGGCGGACCAUCAAGGAAGGGUUCACCACGAUUAGUGAUGUCUUGUAUCCUUCGAAUAUGGAAUAA